This is a messenger RNA of Recurvomyces mirabilis, 1467 nucleotides long. RefSeq lists its product as uncharacterized. Lineage: Eukaryota; Fungi; Ascomycota; Dothideomycetes; Mycosphaerellales; Teratosphaeriaceae. The coding region runs from base 1 to 1467 and encodes 488 amino acids. The transcript is spliced from 3 exons. The record is from RefSeq and is a predicted model, not a curated record.
AUGAAACAGCUCAAGGCCAAGCUUACCAGUAGCAGCACAACUAAGCAGCUGUCGAAGAGGCAGAAGCAGCUCAGCGGCAAGAAGGCUGCUGCCUUGAAUGAGCCUCUUACCAACCUCUUCGGCUGCUUGAACGUGGGGGAGCCGAGCGAGUUACUUUCAGCCAGCCUUCCAGUCCACACGAGCGCUGCCUCAAACCCGAAGUACAGCUUCAAGCUUGAGACCGAGAAUCACGACGGCCCGUUUGCUAUCUGGUGUCAUCUCAAGGAUCUCUAUGAUUUUCGCCAAAAUGUUCGCCAGGCGUGGAUUGAUCACAAACGAGGCGAUAUCAGCUUCCUUGCCGCAAGCUCGCUGACUGAUACCGCAUUCGGUCUGCUUCGACGGGCUGAUCAUGUUGUCAUCGAUGAAUUUGCACAAGGGCUUGCCGACGCUCAUCAAUACGCCCGCGAGCCUAUUUGGCUAGUCCUAGCUUGUCAAAUCUAUCUUGAUGCGUACGAUGUGCUGCAGACCGGUGUCGAAGAAGGAGCAGGUGUUCUGCAGAAGUGCCGGAACCAUGUCCGCCAGACGAAAGAGGACGUAGAUGUGCUCUUGACCGACUUGGUGUGUCCAGAGGCCAACAUCCGUCAAGCUUACACGGACCUGCACUCUCUCGCAUCCGGUACGAGUCGGGUCGAGUGUGCACACCCCAAGAAAACCACCGGUGCGUCGCCGAAGAUGCUUCUGGCAAAGAAUCGUGCGUAUCUGGAGAGUGGUAUCCCACCAUCCGGCAUGGAACAAUUCCUCCCUGGUCACGCCGGAGCCCUGCUGGCAGAUGCCAAGAUCGGCCUGCACUACAUCGGUUGCCGGAUUGCCAACCACGGCCUCUACAUCCUCUGCAUGGCUCACUUGUACAAGUCACUCCGUAGCCGAGGCUUGUUGAAGAAUGAUUGGUACGAUAUGGAUUUCGUGCUCGCUGGGUAUGGCCAGAAGGAUGCCUCGGUACCAAAAGCGGAUGCCGAGUACCACCCACAGUCGGCAAACCGUCACUUCCUGCUGGCACCGGGCAUGCCUGUAUCACACUUUGCAGCCAAUCGUCGCCAUCAGGGCUCAGAGCAAUCGCCACAACUGAAGAAGGCUCGCCAAAACCAGGUGACCUCGCAGUAUCUCAAAUCAUUAAGCACCGAUGACGAGAACCGCAACGGCACUUGGCAAGAGCAUGGCUCAGUUUGGUCCAAAGUGGCGACCGUGGAGCGGGUGCUACAUGCUAUGAGCACGAUCAACACCAAGGGCGUCAACCACGGCCGCGCAGGAGGUGGUGGCAUGCAGGUCUCAUUCACACCUGUUCAACUCCUGCAGACCUACCGCAAGUCCACACUGGCAGACGAAUCACAGCUCAACUUCGACUACAUCUACUUCACCUUAGCAUGUCGCAAGUCAUUGCACGAGAUGGUCCGUACUAUGGGCGAGCGUCUCAACAUGCCGCCGCCUUAA